AUGCGCCGGGUGCUGUUGGACACGCGACGCGCCGGCCUCCCGCUGUUGUGUGGCUAUCGCCGCUCCUCCGACAAAAGCGAGGGCACCGCGCCGCGCGGUGAUGACCGCGCGCCCGUCGCUGACGCAUCGAAGCCGUCGGCGGCCGGGGCGAAGGAAGAGUACACCAUUCCCACCGCCGACAUCCUGCGGGCGGUGAAGCAGCGGGACUUCAACGCCUUUCAGUCGCACGCGGUGGAGAUUGUGCAGCACACGUGGAAGGAGGAGCACAGCAUCCCGGCAGUCUGUCUGAUCUUCUUUCUUCUCACGUGGUAUUGGGCGUCGAGCUCGCGCCGCCGCAUCGUGCGUUCCUGCAGGGCGACUGAGGCAAGGGUGAAGGAGGAGGCGGACCAGACGCUUGAGCUGGUGGGCACACUCGUGCGGAAGUGGCGGCACGACGUUCAGAAGGCAGACCAGCAGCUGCAGCUGAUUCUUGACAAGAAUAGUGAGCUAACUAAGGACAUUGACCGCAUGACGGCUGCGCUGCGGCAGUGCUAUGUGAAAGUGCCCGCAGCUAAAGGAGGGCCAGCAAAGGUGGGGGCACCGGAGUAG
Molecule: messenger RNA, 588 nt
Organism: Trypanosoma conorhini
Lineage: Eukaryota; Euglenozoa; Kinetoplastea; Trypanosomatida; Trypanosomatidae
Exons: 1
Coding region: 1-588 (195 amino acids)
Source: RefSeq, a predicted model, not a curated record